This is a messenger RNA of Solanum stenotomum, 1311 nucleotides long. RefSeq names its product BTB/POZ domain-containing protein At4g30940-like. NCBI's taxonomy places the organism in Eukaryota, Viridiplantae, Streptophyta, Magnoliopsida, Solanales, Solanaceae. Gene Ontology annotation, molecular function: protein binding. The coding region runs from base 1 to 1311 and encodes 436 amino acids. The transcript has a single exon. Gene Ontology annotation, biological process: protein homooligomerization. The record is from RefSeq and is a predicted model, not a curated record.
AUGGGAACUCCAAAAGACAAGGUAAAAUUCAAUGUUGGUGGCAGAAUCUUCGAAACUACGGCUACAACCUUAGCAAUUGCUGGCGAAAAUUCACUCUUUCGAGCUAUGUUAGAUGAGAAUUGGAACGUGCAUUCAGAUUCAGCUAUGACUGAAUACUUCAUAGAUAGAGACCCUGAUUAUUUCGCCGUCCUUCUUAACCUGCUCAGAACAGGAGAGCUUUAUAUUCCUCCGAAGAUAGAUAAACAUCUCCUAUACAGAGAGGCAGAAUAUUAUGGCAUUCUUGAUCAUGUCAGGUUAGCUAAAUGGGGUCCGUUUGAUGGAAAUAGGGCCCAGUUGGCACAGCCCAUAAUGAACUGGUCAGCAGCGAAUGGAACUCUUGCAUACACUAUUCGAGCUAGUCCGAGGGGAUGGUGCUGUCUGGCUCAGGGUAGUGUUGUUCGUGUGUACGACUGGAUGCUUGAAGAACAUCCUAUAAUACAUAUUGCACACCAUAAGGUGAGAGACAUUUGUUGGGUUGAUGACAAACAUAUUGUGAUAAGCUCUGAUAAAAGACUAGCAAAUGGAGGCAUGAGGCUAUUCAAUGCAUCCACAGGGGAAUCAAGGUGUAAAUUUCAAGUUACAGAUAAAUCGAGCGGUUUAGCUCCAUUUUCCACAGCAAGUACACUAGAUUUUGGCUCAGAUUACAAGUUGUUCUCGAGUUGUGAAAACGGUGAUGAACACCAUGGGAUUGGCAAUUGGGAUCUAGUCACAGGUAAGCUGAUAAAUUUCCACUGUAGUCCACCUCAUCUCUCACUUAAAAAGGCUAGCAGACUUCAAUGGUUACCUGGUACCAACUGUUUGAUGGCCUUUUAUUUGGAUUGUGCAAAGGUUGAUAUCAUCUUGUUUGACUUUAGAGAUAACACUAUGGUUCGGUUAUUGACUGAGAAGCACGACAGACCUUGUGAUCGUACUAUUAAAGAUGCAAUAGUGAUAGAGGAGACUAGUUCAAUUUGUGCAUUACGUUGGAAUGGAGCUUUAGGUUUCAUGGAUUUGAGGAGUACCGCUAGAGGUGUAAAUUGGAGAAAUACGGAAGAUCCUUUUGCUAGUCCGUAUUUUCCCAAACUGGCAUAUCACGAAGGGCAAUUGUUUUCAUCGUUUAACAAUAGAAUUUCAGUGCAUUCUGGUUCUGAUUGGCUUCGAACAUCACAGCUUAGACAUAGUGAUUUUGGUGCAAUUCAUGAUUAUUCAAUUGGUGGUAACCGUCUUUUCUCUCUGCAAAGUACAGGAAAUAUAAUAAAUGUAUGGGAGACCCCUCGUCCACCAAUUAUAUAA